This is a messenger RNA of Symbiodinium sp. CCMP2456, 969 nucleotides long. The record is from the annotation of a GenBank genome assembly. Lineage: Eukaryota; Dinophyceae; Suessiales; Symbiodiniaceae.
AUGGAAGCCAUUGGCAACAUGCAUAGAAGCGUGAUCACUGGGCUGGAGUGCAUCCAAACCAAUACGGCAAAGAUCCUCCAGGACCAGGAGAAGGACUUGAUGCGUGCCUUCAGAGCAAGGCUGCAGGAGGUCUCCAAGGACUUGGAGGCGCAGCGCAGCAGAAAAGGUGAGCACUCCACCGAGCAGCAAGCGCACCAUCGAAGGGUGGUUGCCGAGUUGCACAAAACGCAGGAGUUAGCUCAGACCUUCGACAAGAAGAACCAGCAGCUUACAGCGGAAAAUGCGAAGCUGCAGGAAAAACUGAGGACGCGUGAGGACGACCGCAAAGCACUGCUACGUGAACUCGUCCUUUCCAGGAAGGAAGUCCAAGCGCUGAAGUCGCAGCAGGCUUCCGGUGCGAAGCCUGCCGAAGUGCCUGAAGCCAAGGAGGCAGAGCCCAAGCCCAACAGGCGGAGUUUCUCUCAAAAGCAGAUAGAUCAAGCGAGGCUUCAGCAAACGCAUAACAAGCAGUACGAAAGGGAGGUAGCUCUGCGAGAGGCAGCUUUAAAGCUGAAGCGAAUGGUGGAUGCUGAGCGGCGAACCGUCGUGGCGCUGAAGCAGCAACAGGCUGACAUGUUGCAGCAAAGAACGGAGCUGGAGGUCCUGCUCCGACAAAGCUUGGAUGAUGUGAAGGCAGAAAUCCUGCGGAUGCAGAUGCAGGAGGAGGGGAAGGACGCGACCGUCCCGGGAGGUUCUAGCCCACCUCUGGCAUCAGUGUCUGUUCACGAGCUGAGCGCCCAAGACCGUGAGCGGGUCCUGGAGCUCCUCCUCUCGCAGCAGCGGGUCGUGCAGCUGCUUUAUCAGAAGACUUUUCCUCAGGAGCCUGCCAAUCCUCCAGCCUCUGCUCCUUCUCAGAGUGCCGCAGCGGGUGAUGAGUUUGCAUGGCUGGGUGACAUCAUCCCAUCCGACGAGGGCGAAGUCGGCCCCUAG